CUACAUGCAUGAUUAUAUUGUAAUUAUAUUUCAGUUUCUCUAAUACUGAUGAGAACAGAUGCUUAAUCCAUCUGAAUGGCUCUCCAGAAAACUGUAUUGCUGAGCUCUGUUCUCCUCUCAGUGUGUUUGGGUGCCCUACAGAACCACAGGAACGUUCCUCAGUACCAUGAGCUGAUAAGACAGGGUCACACCAAGCUAACUCAGGGGGAGUCUGAACCCGAUUUUAUCCACAGAUUCAAUGGCACAACUAUCUUACAGAAAAUGUUAUCACUGGACUCAAUGUAUAACCAGGCUCUGCUCCUAAAGAAGGAAUUUAUGACUGAUCUUGGGUCUCGAAUCAAAAUGUCGGCGGGUUGCAGAGAUGGAUUUCAGCUAUUACUUGAUGGAUUGAAGGAGAGAAGUCUCUGGUCUCUAAAACUGCUUGAUUCCAUAGGAAAAGUUCCCAGUGGUAUAUUUGAGGGUGAUUUCAUGUGGCUCGGUCAGUAUGAUGAGUGUAAUGCAAUCAGUCAGGCAUUCACAGACAGAAUCACUUAUAACGAGACUUUCCUGGUUCGAGGGAAAUACUUUGUUGCAGAAUUGUGGAAUCCUUUCGGAUAUAACUCCACUGAUCUAAGGAUGGGAGUCUGCCUGCCUGAUGCAUGUACUGCGACUGAUGUUAAAGAAGUGCUGGAAUUAGCAUUUUUUGAGCUGUAUCAAUAUACAAAUAAAACAAUCAAGCUUUCUCUGAAAUAUGUGUAUCAUCAAGAGACAAAGUACAGGAGCACUCCAGAGUUUAUUACUGCAAGUGUGAUCUGUUCUAUCAUUGGCUUUCUGUUAUUACUGGGCACUCUUUACGACAUGUUUAUAAAUCAAAAUUUCGACUCCUCGAAAAUCGGAGAUGUGAGGGUUGAUAGACAGGAUAGUGAUGCACAGUCCGUUAAUUCGGACACCACGCAUCUGCUGUCGGACCGAACUCGAGUAUCUGUCAAUGCAUUCAGAAACAAGGUCUUACACAACAGUAAAUUAAGGAAGUUUUUACUGACUUUCUCAGUCAGCACCAAUGGCAGUAAAGUUCUCAACACUGAUGCGCUCCCUCCUACCGCAUUGCCCGCUCUCAAUGGGGUGAGGGUCCUGAGUUUGGGCUUGAUCAUUUUGGGUCACUCCCAUUGCUUCGAACUGGGCAUUGCAAAAAAUCCAGCUGUAUUUCUGAACUUGGUACAAAGAUGGACCUCACAGAUUGUCAUCAAUGGACUCUACUAUGUGGAUUCAUUCUUUCUGCUCAGCGGUUUGUUGGUGAGUUAUUUGACCCUCAAAGAGUUACAGAAAAGAGACGGAAAGCUGAACUGGUUACUAUUUUACUUCCAUAGGUUCUGUAGGUUGACCCCUACCUUCAUGCUGUUUAUCCUGGUGUACACGGCCUACUUCCAGUACUGGGGCUCGGGACCUCUCUGGCCCCUGACGUCCCCUGACUACCAGAACUGUAAGGAGUACUGGUGGAGGAAUCUUCUGUAUAUCCAGAACUUCUUUCCCAUCGGUGAAGAGUGCAUUGGCUGGGGCUGGUACCUUGCAGUUGACAUGCAGUUUUUUGUACUUUCACCAUUAAUAAUAUACCCCCUGUACAGGAAACCUUUGAUAGGAUACAUAAUAAUACUGGCUCUUAUGGUGAUGCAGUUGGUUUACAGGGGAAUAAUGUCAGUACAGCUGGAUAUGGGCUUAAAUGUAGGACAUGAUUUAAAACUCACAACAUACCCUGUAGAAAGCUCUGACUUCUUUGAUAAAACGUACCAGACGCCCUAUGCCAAAAUAGCCCCAUACCUAAUUGGCAUACUAACAGGAUACUUCAUGUGGAAAUCAGAGAGACGAGUCAAGCUGCCAAAAGUGAUUGUGGUGUUGGGAUGGGUUAUUGCCCUUGUUUGUGUGUCUUCAGUGAUGUUUGGGACCACUGAACAGUACAGAGGCCAUAAAUCCUCCACAGCAGUUACUGCCCUUUACAACUCUUUGUCCAAAACAACAUGGAGCUUGGGUUUAGCAUGGAUUAUUUUUGCAUGCAGUAUAGGAUAUGGAGGUUUUAUCAACACGUUCCUGUCGGCCCGUCUGUGGUCCCCCCUCAGUCGCCUGACCUACUGUGCCUACCUGGUUCACCCUGUCAUCAUGUUUGUCUACACUUACAGUCAAAGACACCCUAUAUACUACACUGACAUCAACAUUGUCUUCCUCUUUUUGGGAUUUUGGAUGGCAACAUACAUAGCUUAA
Messenger RNA from Saccostrea cuccullata (small rock oyster), 2232 nucleotides. Its product is annotated as nose resistant to fluoxetine protein 6-like. Gene Ontology annotation, molecular function: acyltransferase activity, transferring groups other than amino-acyl groups. Bases 76 to 2232 code for a protein of 718 amino acids. Lineage: Eukaryota; Metazoa; Mollusca; Bivalvia; Ostreida; Ostreidae. The record is from RefSeq and is a predicted model, not a curated record. The transcript has 17 exons.